Molecule: messenger RNA, 788 nt
Organism: Wyeomyia smithii (pitcher-plant mosquito)
Lineage: Eukaryota; Metazoa; Arthropoda; Insecta; Diptera; Culicidae
Product: natterin-4-like
Exons: 2
Coding region: 154-591 (145 amino acids)
Source: RefSeq, a predicted model, not a curated record
AAAAGGAGAGAAAAAGAUAGUAAUUACUUAACAUACGUGUGUGCUAGCUUUUAGUGGAAACAGCGACACAACCAGUCGACAGUAGAUGAUUCCACUCCAUACCGACAAUAUCGGAAGUGCAAAGUGACCAAAAAAAUCUAAACCCAAUUCAUCAUGACCGGAGGUUGUUGGCAGCAUUGCACCGUGGACGGACCUUUUCCCACGAAUAUGGUCCGCGCGGGUAUCGAUGCCGAUGGAGCAGUUAUCUACGCCGGUCGUGCCUUCCAUGAGGGUGAGAUGAUCCCAGCUAAGGUGAUCCCGUCGAAAAAUGUCGCUUUCAUUUGCUACAGUGGAGAAGAAAUCCUAAAGGAAGACUUCGAAGUGCUCCGUUCGGGAGAUUUCGUGUGGGAAUUCGCCUCCAACGGGGUCGUGCCAGAGAAUGCAGUAAAAAUCGGCGCCACCGUUGAUGGUGAGCCACUUUAUAUGGGCCGAGCGCUGCACUGUGGAACGCAGACACCUGGAAAGGUUCACUCUUCCCAUGGGUGCCUUUAUAUGCCGUUCGAUGGAGCCGAGGUUAGCUCGGCAGAGUACGAGGUUCUGUGCCUUAAGUAAGGAAUUGUUCGAAGCAAGUAAACCGGGAUGGCUAUAAGGAACAACAACUUGGAUUUUGAAUGAAUUAAUUUAUGGGUAUGAGAUUAUAUAGAUUAUGCGCGUCAUUCUCUUUCAAAGAGAAAGAAAUAAUUACAAUUCCUUCAUGUGCAUAAAAACUGCUAUAAAUAAACUACAAAAUAUUCCAACUUAUCCAUCUA